Messenger RNA from Emiliania huxleyi CCMP1516, 840 nucleotides. RefSeq lists its product as hypothetical. Lineage: Eukaryota; Haptophyta; Isochrysidales; Noelaerhabdaceae. Gene Ontology annotation, biological process: mitochondrial citrate transmembrane transport. The record is from RefSeq and is a predicted model, not a curated record. The transcript has 3 exons. The coding region runs from base 1 to 840 and encodes 279 amino acids.
AUGGCGCCGGAGAAGCGCUCCACGCUAUUCUCCUUCGCGGCCGGUGGCGCGGCCGGCGCGCUGGACACGUGCAUUACUAUGCCGCUCGACACAGUCAAGACGCAGAUGCAGAUCAACCGGCACGCCUCGGUCGUGUCCUGCGUCCGGACGAUCCUGCGGCACGACGGCGCGGCGGGCCUGUACUAUGGGUUCGGUCCCUUCCUGCUGCAGGCGUCGGGCAAGGCUGCGGUGCGCUUCUGCAUGUUCGACGUCCUCGUCAAGGCCGUCGACGCCGCGGGAAUAGACCGCACGCAGCGGCCGGCAGUGUGGUCGGGCGUCUGCGGGCUCGGCGCCGGGCUGGCGGAGGCUCUUCUAUGGACGGCGCCGACCGAGCGGGUCAAGGGCGUGGCGGGCCUAUAUGUGGGAGCGGGCGCGACGGCGGCGCGCCAGGCCACCUCGGUGGCGAUGCGCUUCUUCUUCCUGGACAGCGUCAAGGGGAGCCUGUGCGGCGGGCUGGGGUACGAGAAGCGCUCCGCCCCCUCCUGGGUCACAUUCAUCUCUGGCGGCGUCGGCGGCUUCCUCUCCGCCGUCCUAAACAACCCGAUUGACGUGGUCAAGUCGCGCAUCCAGUCGGGCAACGGCGGGGUGGGGAUGCUCGGCGCGAUGCGCGAAGUUGUGGCGGAGAGAGGGCUCUCUGCGCUCGGCGCGGGGCUGCAGGCGCGCGCGGCGCGCCUCUUUAUGAGCCAGGCGAUCCAGUUCUCGGUCGUCGAGAAGCUCCUCGCGCUUGGCCGCCCGAGCAGGGCCGUCGAGGAGAAGCCGAGAGUGCGGCUCGCAAAGGUCGCCACCAGCGCCGUGUCCUGA